Messenger RNA from Rotaria sordida, 1248 nucleotides. Lineage: Eukaryota; Metazoa; Rotifera; Eurotatoria; Philodinida; Philodinidae. The record is from the annotation of a GenBank genome assembly.
AUGCCUCUCUGUUUGACAGGUACGCCAAUCGAUGUGAACGUCUAUGACAUACAACGUAUUUCGAUUAACACCGAACAUAAUCAACCUGUCGCUGUGAGGACGACCGUUGCUUAUAAAGUUAAUACAAGUCAAGCUGGUCAAGGUCAAUUAAAAGUUGAACUAAUUCAACCUCAAAAUUCAAAAAUACCUUGCCGAUGUCAUGUACAAGAAAUAAAAUCUAAUGAAUAUCUUAUUCAAUAUAUUCCAAUUGAACCUGGUCGUUUUCAACUUCGUAUUCUAUUUAAUAAUCAACUUGUACAAGGAAAAACUUUUGAUACUGAUGUUUAUCUUUCAUUACCACAAACAUCAAAAACAAAUACAUUAUCAUCAAUUACUCAUAUACAACAAAUUAUUCCUAAUAAUAUUCCCGAAAUUGGUGAUCAUAUUUGUUUACAAAUUAAUACUGAAAAUCCUUCAAUAUCAUCAAUUCAAAGUCAAAUAUUAUAUAAUGGAUUGUCUGUUCCACAUAAAAUUGAACGAACAAAAGAUUUAAAUAUUUGGCAUUUAAAAUUUCGACCAUAUGUACCUGGUUCUUAUAAAAUAAAUUUGGUUCAUAAUGGAUUAUCUUUAAUAACUUCUCCAUAUAUAAUUCAAGUAAAAGAUACUAGUGGAAAAGUAGUUCUUUCCGGUCUUGAGCAAACAUUGUUAACAAAUUCACCGUGUGUAAUACAAGUCCAUGCUGAAUCAGCAUCGAAUGCACAAAUAAGAGUAAUUGUUCUUCUUGGUAAUCGUCAAAUUCCAUCAACAACAACAAUUAUUAAUGAUAAUCUUGUUCGAAUUCAUUUUAUUCCACAAGAACCUGGUAUUUAUACUAUUCAUGUUUCAUGUGCUAAUCAACCAAUUGAAGGAUCACCAUUUUCAAUUCGUGUUGAACGACCACGAAGCAUUCAAAUAUCUGGUGAAUGUUUUCAUCGUUUACGUUUGAAUGAUCUUGGAUUAUUUCGUAUUCAUUGUCAUGGACAACGAGGACUAAUUCAAGCAAAAAUUUUUAAUCUUUCUGCUGGUGAACGUUAUGAUAUUGGACAAACAAUAUCAUUUCAAUUACAGGAUACAUAUGAACAAUUAAUUCAAUUUCCAGCACAAAUUUUAUUAACAUCAUUUAAUAUUUUACUUGCAACAAGAUUAAAACUAACACAAGAACGAAUACGAAAUGUUGCACUUAACAAAGAAAAUGGCCGUGCAACCGUUUCAUUUCAAUUAUAUGAAACU